AUGUUGGACGAGCAUUGCAAACCAAUAUUUACAUACGAUGGGCAGGGUAAAUUGGUGAGAGAACGUGGAAUGUCAUGGGUCUUGACUGGAUUGUUUUUGUCAGGAGAAAUGGCUGGAGCUGGUGUUAUUGCGCUACCUAUUGCUGUUAGGUCACUUGGUACUGUCUUUUUUUAUUUUUUUUUGAUUUUUUAAAAUUUUUUUAAAUUUAAGAAAUUUUUUUUUAAAAUUAAAAAAAUUUUAAUUUUUUUAUUAAAUACUGCCAUUUUUUACUAAAUACUGCCAUUUUAAAACAAGAAUUUUGAAGGUUUCUACACUGGUCUACUAUUUAUGGCAUGUUCAGCCUUAAUGGCCACAUAUACCGCUACAAUACUUGGGAAAUCUUGGUUGAUACUGCAAAAACAUUGGCCUAUGUAUAGGUACCAUUGUAGAGAUCCGUAUGCGCAGAUUGGCUAUAGAGCAUAUGGUACUUUUGUCAAGUAGGCUUUUAACACGUUUUUAAUUAAAAAUUUUUUAUUUUUUUAAUUUUUAAAAAAUUUUAGAAGAUCAGUGGAAAUUAUAUUGAACAUUGGGUACUUUUGCUGCGCCGUGCUACUAUUGGUGAUUGUGAGUAAGAACGUGAACGAUGCUGUGAAGCAAUUCUUUAAAGUUAAUUUUGAUUUUUGCUUCUUGGCUGUUAUUGUCACUGGCGUUAUUACUCCGUUUUGUUACCUAAAAUCGCCGCAGGAGUUCUGGUAUGUCAUCGGGCAGGGUAGAGUAAAGUAAAAUAAGGUAAGAUAUGGUGGGUAUGGUAGAGUAUGGUAGGGUAGGGUAGGGUAGGGUAGGUUAGGGUAGGUAUUGCAAGGUAGGGAAGGUAUUGCAACUUAGGGUAGGGUAGAGUACACGCUACAGUAUUCUACUUUCAGGUGGGCGAUUAUAAUAGGUAUGUUAUGUACCCUAACAGCGGUAUUACUAUCAAUGGGCGGAGUAAUAUCAGAUAUGGAACUGUGUCAAGAUACAUUAACCGUACCUGACUUCAACGUCAUGAAUGCCUUUACUAGUAUGGGCAGUAUAUUAUUUGCCUAUGGCGGGCAUGCCUGUUUUCCUACUGUACAAAGCGACAUGACAAGACCGUACAAGUUUACGUACUCAAGUGUACUGGCUUACACUUGUAAGUAAAAUACAUAAAAUUUUUGGCAAGAACUUUCUUUACAGAGCAAAAAAUGGAAAGAACUUUCUUUACAAAAUAAAAAAUGGCAAGAACUUCCUUUACAAGACAAAAAAUGACAAAAACUUUCUUUACAAUACAAAAAAUGCAAGAACUUUCUUUACAAAACAGAAGAUAGCAAGAACUUUCUUUCCACGAAACAAAUUCUAACUUAUCAUUUUAGUAAUGUCAUUACUGUACUUUCCACUGAGUAUCGUGGCUAACAUGGCUUAUAAUAAUAAUUUAAACUCGUCGGUUAUUAAUAACCUUCAAAUCGACUGGAUUCAACAAACUGUCAACUUACUAAUCACGGCACAUUGUAUGUUUGCUGUGAUUAUUGUGAUCAACCCAGCUAUGCAAUCGGCCGAAAAUUUUUUAAAAGCGCCUCAGGGUACGUUUUGGAUUUUUUGACUUGUAAACAAAAUUCUUGCCAUUUUGUGUUUUGUAAACAAAGUUCUUGCCAUUUUGUGUUUUGUAAACAAAGUUCUUGCCAUUUUGUGUUUUGUAAAGAAAGUUCUUGCCAUUUCUUGUUCUACAAAAAAAGUUUUUGCAUUUUUUACCUGUAAAGAAAGUUCUUGCCAUUUUAUGUUUUGUAAAGAAAUUUCGUGCCAUUUUGAGUUUUGUAAAGAAAGUUCUUGCCAUUUUUUGCUCUGUAAAGAAAGUUAUCGCCACUUUUUGUUCUGUAAAGAAAGUUUUUGCUAUUUUUAGAAUUCGGCGUGUCAAGAGUAGUGAUACGAUCAGCAUUAAUGUUAAUAGCUCUAGUAAUAGCCGAAACAUUUCCUGAGUUCGGCCCAUUAAUGGGACUACUUGGUGCUACCGUAGUUAGUACCACCUCAUUUUUGUUCCCCGUACUAUUUUACAUCCCACUACGAGAAAUGGAUCAACAACUGUCAAGAAAACGAUUAAAUUGGAGUAUAAACAGUAAAAACAGACGGAUUAGUGUCAUUGAAGAUGAUACUAUUGGUACUAAAAGGUUAAACUUGACUCCGGUUAGUUCUUUUAAUAAUGGUCCUACUCGUGCUCAAAAAAUACAACCUGUGCCAUUUGGUGAUGCACUUAACAAAAUGCCAAGACGAGAGCUUGUUAUACUGUUUUUCAUAUUUUGUAAGUUAAAAUUUAUGUUAGGCUUAUGUUUUAGAGGCUUAAACUUAAACUAUGGCUUUAAAAAAUCAGUAGGCUUGUAGGCUUAGGCUUACAAGGAAAGUACCCAACCUGCCCCGCUAGAAAUCGGCCCAAAAUGUUAAUAUAACUUCUUUGUACCACCAAUAGUACCCAUAAAAAAUGUUAACUAGCGCUUUUGAAUUUUAAAUUCAAACAUUUGAGUUUCCCGCCAAUUUAGCAAAUUUGGCAUCGUGUUUCAAGCACUUUUUUCGACUUUCCAGACAAGUUACGCUUACAAAUUUUAAAAUAUAGUUUCAUUUAAAGGUAUUCUACCAGUAUCUCAAAGAAAAAUGAUUAAAAAUCAAAAAAUACGUUGAAACACAAUGCCAAUUUGGCGGGAAAUUCAAAACGUAAUUUUUUAAUAUGAUUGCUUUGUAAGGAAAGUUUUUGCAAUUUUUUGCUUUGUAAGGAAAGUUCUUGCCAUUUUAUGUUUUGUAAAGAAAGUUCUUGCAACUAUUUGCUUUGUAAGGAAAGUUUCUACCAUUUUAUCCUUUCUAAAGAAAGUUCUUGCCAUUUCAUGCUAUGUAAGGAAAGUUCUUGCCAUUUUUUGCUUUGUAAAGAAAGUUCUUGCAAUUCUUUGCUUUGUAAGGAAAGUUCUUGCCAUUUUUUCUUUUGCAAAAAAAAUUCUUGCCAUUUUUCCUUUGGAAAAAAAGUUUUUGCCGCUAGUUAAUGCCAUAAAGCCAAUUUUCAGUGACAUCCUUUGUGAUAAUGAUAGUAUCGACAAUAUCGGCAACCCACGAUUUGGCCACGGCUUCUUUUAAAAUGCCCUGUUAUCUACGUUGGCUACGUGAUUGGCCACAGACUUCUGGGCCGGUAACUCCAAUCUACUGUUGUGGUACUUACUCUAAUAUAAGCCGUGGUGGCUGUAUACGUAAAUAA
This is a messenger RNA of Bursaphelenchus okinawaensis, 3223 nucleotides long. Lineage: Eukaryota; Metazoa; Nematoda; Chromadorea; Rhabditida; Aphelenchoididae. The record is from the annotation of a GenBank genome assembly.